AGCACCAACAUCCCUCCAAUUAGGCACUCACAAUCAUUGCAUAUCUUAUUGAUAUUCCUCUUCAUAUUACCCAAGUUGUUCUUCAGCCACAUUCUCUGUGUAUUUCUGUCUCUCUGCCUCCCCCUUCCUUUCUUCAGCUGAAUUACAGUGAAAUAAAUAAAAAAAUAGCUGUGAUUUGAACUGUAGUUUUGCAAUCAUCAUUUGGGUUUUUUGUUGUUAUUUUCUCAACGCUGUGUUAGCUCUAGUUUUUACCAUUUGUAUGCGCAAUGAGAUUUCUGGGGUCAGCCAACAUGAAGCUUUUGUGGGUUGUGGGGUUUAUGGGGUUACUGUUUUGCAGAAGAACAGAUGGAACUUUUAUUAGGGAAGUGAAUGUCACCCAGGAACAAGACCUGCAUUAUACACAGAGUAAUGUGUAUGGCUAUGCAGCUUAUGGUUAUGGGGUUUCCACCAGACCCUUGAUGGUGGGUCUCACUCUCAUCAAUGGAGCUGCUGCCAAAGGAGCAGGUUCUCUUUGGUCACCCAAAAAUGAAAAAUGGAAAAGAUAUUAGAAUUUACAGAUUACUGUGUUUUUUCAAUGAUUUAACUGUGUAUCUUGAUGUGCAUACCCCUUCUUUAUGAUUCUGUUUGUUUAUUAAAGUUUGUUUCUUUGUCGAACGAUUCAAUGGAUUCAUUGAUAGUUGAAAGUAAAAUCAUCUGUUUCUUAGUUACAUGCUCAUGUGGCCAAUUCCAGGAAAUGCAAAGGAAAGGAAGUGAUGCCUUGAGUCAUAUGAUUAGUGUCCAAAUAAUGCAUAUGCUUGCGCAAAAAGAAGGACUUAUCAGAUAUUCAAUAUUUCAAUGUGCAGUCUGCCUAGAUGGAACAUUACCAGCUUACCACAUCCACCGCGGAUACGGGUCAGGAGCAAACAGUUGGCUCGUUCAGUUGGAGGGAGGAGGAUGGUGUGAUACAAUCAGAAAUUGUGUCUAUCGUAAGAAAACUCGUCGUGGUUCAUCCGCAUAUAUGGAGAAGCAGAUACCGUUUUCAGGGAUAUUGAGCAACAAGGCUGGAGAAAACCCUGACUUUUACAACUGGAACAGAGUUAAGGUUCGAUAUUGUGAUGGUGCAUCUUUCAGCGGUGACAGUCAAAAUGAGGCUGCCCGAUUGCAUUUUCGAGGGCAACGUAUCUGGAAAGCUGCUAUGGAAGACUUGAUGUCAAAGGGAAUGCGUUAUGCUAAUCAGGCUCUUCUUUCUGGAUGUUCUGCUGGUGGUGUUGCAACUGUACUCCACUGCGAUGGAUUUCGUGCAAUGUUUCCCUCAACUACUAAAGUCAAGUGCCUCAGCGAUGGUGGAUUGUUUCUUGACGCAAUUGAUGUAUCUGGUAGGCGCACUUUGAGAAGUAUGUUUAGAAGAGUGGUUAGCCUACAGGGGGUGCAAAAGAAUCUCCCAUGGAGUUGUACCAAUCGCCUCAACCCGACUUUGUGCUUUUUCCCCCAGCACUUAAUUGCAAGUGUCAAGACUCCCCUUUUUCUGGUCAAUGCAGCUUAUGAUACAUGGCAGAUCCAGGCCAGUUUAGCUCCACGAACAGCAGACCCUAAUGGCCUUUGGCAUGCAUGCACAAACAAUAAUGCAAACUGUGCUGCAUGGCAAAUUAAGUUUUUGCAAGGUUUCCGGUAUCAGAUGCUCAAAGCUGUAAGCGGAUUCUCGAGGGCCGGUAAAAAUGGUUUGUUCAUAAAUUCUUGCUUUUCUCAUUGCCAGACCGAGAGACAAGACACCUGGUUUUCUCAAAAUCCUCCCCUUAUUGGAAAUAAGGGGAUAGCAAAAUCAGUCGGAAACUGGUAUUUCGAUCGGUAUAGUACCAAAGCUAUAGAUUGUCCGUACCCUUGUGACAAGACCUGCCAUAAUCUGGUGUUUAAGUGAAAAUAUCUGUAUAUCAUCUCUAUUUAUGUCUUCUCUCCCUAAUUUAUAUUGCCAAGGGCAUGUAAUGCAACAUGUACUCUUUGAAAUGAGUCAUUGCUGUGAAGCUCGAAGAGUGAUCAGCAUGUUCAGGUAUCGUUUUUAUAAUCCAACAUAUAAACGGAAUAAUCUUUGCUUAAAUUUCAGUUAUAUAUUUUGACAA
Malus domestica (apple) is the source of this 2093-nucleotide messenger RNA. Its product is annotated as pectin acetylesterase 10-like. The record is from RefSeq and is a predicted model, not a curated record. NCBI's taxonomy places the organism in Eukaryota, Viridiplantae, Streptophyta, Magnoliopsida, Rosales, Rosaceae. Gene Ontology annotation, biological process: cell wall organization. Gene Ontology annotation, molecular function: pectin acetylesterase activity. Gene Ontology annotation, cellular component: plant-type cell wall.